CGUCAGACAGCCGGCAGUGAUUGCCAGCAUUGUGCACGAAGGGAAGAGCUGCAGUGUCGCGGAAGGAGGUCCACCGGUCAAGAAACUCACAGAGUAGAAGAUUUGGAAAGCCCAGCAAGUGGUGACUCAAGAACGCCGACUGUUGCCGCGGUCGCAAGUGGGGGAUCAUCUCAUAAACACUGCAUCCGAAAACAAAACUGAUAGAUAUUAAUAUCUUCAUGUUAGACUUGGGAAAACAACAGUAACAAGACCAGAAGGUGUGCCAAUCGUUGUUAAUCAAGACUGUACAUGAGAAGAGAAACUGUAUACUCCAGUAUCGUCAGUGGGCAGUGAUUAAAACACUAUGAAGAGGUAACCGGAGACGCGUACAUGUGCGCACUGAAAAAUGAUGGCCAAGCAAUUAACCCUCCAGCAAACGAAGACGCCUAUCAUCAGACAAAGGCGCUUUGGAACUGACGCACACAACACCUGUUGAGAUAUGCAAGAUGUCGGGAUAAAUCGUUUACUGUACACUGCCUUCAUUUUUUUGCUGUGAUUAGAAUCAUGACUUAUUGAUGCCCAAAUCAUGUGUAAGGUUUCUGAUAGAAGACUAGUGUAAUGUUUCUUUUCCUGAGCAGAACGGAAAUCAUGGGCACGUAAAACCGUUGUAGAUGUAGCAGAUAUAGGUGUGAAGUCUAGAUAGUCAUGUUUGCAUUCAUCUUUUGUUUCCACUGAGGUUUCUCAUACACCAAAGACUGGAUCAAGGUUAAAAAGCUCACAGUUGUUUACUGCCUAGUCUGUCGAUAGUGUACGCUACGGACGGACUAACGCCCAGGGUACACUGAAGAGAAAGGUAGCCGCUGCGUACGGGAAGGGAAAUAGGGGAGUCGGCAUCUGUACCAUUUCUCCGGGAUUCCGGCGGCGUCCCGCCAAUUAGUGACAUAUCAGUCAACAACGAGUCGACUGCAGCUCCGGGGAUUAUAGGUUAAACAUUAUGUACAUACAGGGCACAGAAGCAGUACAUCACUGAAGAAAGGACGCUCCGGUGGCUAUCGUGCGCAGUGAGCUAAGGGUUUGUACCUACGUGUAAACCUGAUAAGUACAUCUAUUUACGAAGUGCUGCAUAAAGAGACAAGGUUACGCCAUGGAAGCUAUGAACCACACAGUCUUGGUGUCUGAAGUAAAUGACUUUCUGCCCUUCCCAAAUGUGACAAACAGAACCGCAACAUACGACAGUUCUGUCGAUGACGGGGCAAGUAGCACUUGGUUAAUCUUUCAGCUCGUGGCGAUGACAAUAGUAGAAAUCGUGGCUCUCUUCAGUAAUGUCAGUGUGCUCAUUGUCGUUAUGAAGACGCCUCCUCUACACACAUUGACGCUCCUCUUCGUCCUCAACCUUUGCACGACAGACCUACUACACUCGCUCUUUGUCACCCCGUUUUUCCUGGCGUCGUCGGGGCAAGGGGCCUGGACGUACGGAACGGUGGCAUGUGACGUGACCGGAUUCCUAGACUCGCUCUUCACGUAUUCUUCGAUCACUACGAUUUGUGUGAUCAGUGUGGAGCGCUACUACUCCAUCGUACGUCCAAUGGUGCACGCUGCCCACAUGACCUUGGUCACAGCCCUAUCGGUCAUCGCAUUCAUAUGGGUCCAGGCUAUCUGCCUCGCGGUGGCGCCGUUGGUAGGAUGGAAUCAUUACGUGUUCGACCUACGACAGACCCAGUGUACGUACGACUGGAUAGCACAGGGGUCUGGGAAGUCUUACGUUAUCGCGAUAUCGUGUUGGUACUUCUACAUUCCAGCCUGCGUCGUCCUGGCCAUGUAUUCGUGCAUCUAUAGCGCUGCUAUGAAAGCUUCGAGGCAGGUACUGCCUCAGCCAAGUCCACUGAUGCCAGAAGGACAACCGGCAUCAAGCCCAGUCCUCAAUGGCAACACAAAGGUCCCAAUGGAUCUUGCGAACGGACAAAAAAUCUUUGUUAUCACCACAGCAGACGGUGAGGCGGGGCCAUCAACAAGUGAUGGUGGCGGUCGACGCAAAAGCUCCACGAACAAACAGGACCAAACCCAGAAGACCCACUCACAGAUGAGCGAAUCACUGAAAGCCACAAAAACCCUCAUGCUCGUGGUCGGGGUGUUUCUUCUGACGUGGGGACCAUACUUCACAGUCAGCACCAUCGUGGCAAUCCUUGGGAUGUCUCCUCGGCUCAAACAAGCAAUAGGCCCCCUGAAGUGUCUCGCUCACACUUCGUUCGCGAUCAACGCGUUUGUAUACGGGUGGCUGAACAGGCAGGUCCGCCUAGAACUCAUGCGAACACUGCGCCACUACUACCGCUUCAUCUGCCAUCAGGAAGCAGAAGGCUCUGACAUUGAGCUCCGAGCUAUGGAAGAGGACAGCAAAGGGCUACAGCCGGUCGAAAACUUCUACCAGUUCCUGGAGAGGACAGCCACCCCCGACUGUCGUGCCGCCAGCAGAAACCCUAAGGAGGUGAAGUCCGAACGGGAAAACAAAACUCUGUAGACAUUGAACAACAGCGGUCUGUUCAGCACCACGGAAAGGAUCUCGUGCAAAUUGUCCAUCACGGGUUUAAUACAUUCCAGAGUAUUUUUCAUUGGUUUAAGGCCAAAGCCUUUCUCAGACGACGAAAUUUCUCUCUUUGUCCAAAGUUGGGCUAUCUACAAUGGUGAAACGCCUUCUAUAAUGUUUCUUUUCUCUUUUGCCGUCUAUGUGUUGUGCCUUGUUCUGUACUGGUCAAAAUUGUCAAAAGGUAAAUUGAAUGAUCGUAAUAUUUUGUUCAAAUUGUGCCAAUAUAAUAUCAACUAUCUACUUAAUGUAAUACAUGUUUGCUUUUUGCUAACCAAACGGUCGGAUCCUCUGUAUUCUGGUUUACGCCGUGUUGUUACUGUAGAGCUUUUGUGGACCUACUUAUUAUUCAUGACCCUGCGUAAGCCUGUUAUAUUAGCGCCAAGUCGUGAGUUGCAAUUUUCGCUGAUUAUCUACCUAGUCGAUCUAAGUGUUUCCUAUUGAAAUAUAGAAAGAAAAGAGACCGUCAGAACAUGUUCAGUGUUAGUUUCUAAGGGUAUGUAUAUUAUUAAUUAAUUUCGUAGCACGCAUACCGUGCUGUUGCUUCAGAUGGAUCUGUAAGACUGUCGUGUUUUACGUGAACAUUGCGGAGGUCUGUCGCUCGUAUGGUGAAU
Branchiostoma belcheri (Belcher's lancelet) is the source of this 3171-nucleotide messenger RNA. RefSeq names its product probable G-protein coupled receptor. Gene Ontology annotation, molecular function: G protein-coupled receptor activity. Gene Ontology annotation, biological process: G protein-coupled receptor signaling pathway. Lineage: Eukaryota; Metazoa; Chordata; Leptocardii; Amphioxiformes; Branchiostomatidae. The record is from RefSeq and is a predicted model, not a curated record. Gene Ontology annotation, cellular component: plasma membrane; endosome; signaling receptor complex. The coding region runs from base 1124 to 2494 and encodes 456 amino acids. The transcript is spliced from 2 exons.